AUCUUAAGAGAUUAAAUAUUUAAUUUAUGAGUGCUGAUUCGGAGGAACAGAAUAGGGAUGUUUCAAAUGACCCAUAACCAAAACCUGACAAUAAGAAAGUGCAGGAUUUUACAGAGGAUUGGGGGUAUUAAGGGAACCCAUCACCACGAUUUACACCUAUGCCUUAUCCAUAAUUAUUCCCUCCCAUGUGUCCUCCUCCAUUUGAAUUAGAGAAAUAAGUCUAUCAUGACUAUGAUCAACAGAAAUAUCCGCAAAUGAACAGCGAUAGGAAAGGGCAAAGUGAAGUUCCGCAAAUGGAUCACAUUGACGAUGAUCCACAUCGUAUUCCUGUGUCCUAUCCAUUCAGUUAUUAUCCACCUAUGAAAUACGCGCCACAAACAAUGUUUAUGAAAUAUCCUCCACCCACACAUCAAGGUUAGCCAUAUAUGGUUCCACCCAGUCCAUGGUAUCAUUAAAGACCAUAAUAAUAAUUAAUGCCCCCAUUUUGUUAUUAUCCCUAAUCUCAGUAUGAUGGACUGCAAUGCUAAAAUACCGUUUCCAAGGAAUUGCAAUCCAAAGUGUUUCAGUUAGUUUAAUAUCAAAAAGUGUCGGAUUUCUAAUGUAAUUGUAAAAAAAGCAAAUGCCUCAAACUCUAUUGCGAAUGCUUUGCCAAUAAUUGGGUUUGUUCACAAAGCUGCAAUUGCUAAGAUUGUAAGAAUAGAAUCGAUAAUCCACAAGAAAGGUCAAAAGCAAUUGAAGAAGCUUUGCUUAGAAAUCCAGAUGCUUUCGCACAAUGUUUUCAAUAAAAGGGUCAAACCUAAUUCUCUGUCUAAUAAUAAGAUAAACCACUUAAAGAACCAACCAAAGAUAAUUCAAAUAUAACUAGAAAAGGUUGUAAUUGUAAAAAAUCUGGAUGCAAAAAGAAGUAUUGCGAAUGCUAUAGCCAAAACUUAAAAUGCAGUGAUCUAUGCAAAUGUGAAUAGUGUCUUAAUAGAACUGAUGCUGAGAUCCAAGCCCAAUAGGAUAUCGCUUAAGUCUUGAAUUCUUAGGAUUAAGUUAAUGUGGACAUCAAAGUCAAUCAAAAAUCCAAAAAAAUCAAGAAAAUUGGAAACGAAGACAAAAGUGAUUCACAGAAGCCAGUAGUCUAAUUGAAAAUAAAUCUUAAUAAUAAUAGCAGUAGAAAAAAGUAAGAUAAAAAAUGAAGAACAACCAUUAUAUUUUAUUUAUCUAUU
Paramecium tetraurelia is the source of this 1211-nucleotide messenger RNA. RefSeq lists its product as uncharacterized. Gene Ontology annotation, biological process: regulation of DNA-templated transcription. The transcript is spliced from 6 exons. NCBI's taxonomy places the organism in Eukaryota, Ciliophora, Oligohymenophorea, Peniculida, Parameciidae. The record is from RefSeq and is a predicted model, not a curated record. Gene Ontology annotation, cellular component: nucleus.